Messenger RNA from Balearica regulorum gibbericeps (East African grey crowned-crane), 886 nucleotides. The record is from RefSeq and is a predicted model, not a curated record. Lineage: Eukaryota; Metazoa; Chordata; Aves; Gruiformes; Gruidae.
CCGCAGGGCUGCUUCACCUGCAUUGCCAAGCCCCCAGCUCUCCGGCAAGCUUCGCCGGUUCUGUCUCCUUCUUCUGCCGUUUAUCUCAUGGAGACCAAAAGCUGCAAAGGGGACAGCCUGCAGCCAGCGGUCCCGUGCAAGCACUCAGUGGAGAAGAAGACGAUGACCAACCCCACCACAGUCAUCGAAAUCUACCCCGACACCACUGAGGUGAAUGACUACUAUCUCUGGUCCAUCUUCAACUUCGUAUACCUCAACUUCUGCUGCCUCGGCUUCAUCGCCUUGGCCUAUUCAUUGAAAGUCCGGGAUAAGAAACUCCUCAAUGACUUAAAUGGAGCAGUCGAAGAUGCCAAGACAGCCCGGCUUUUUAACAUCACCAGCUCAGCCCUUGCAACCUUCUGUAUCAUCCUCAUCUUCAUCUUCCUGCGAUACCCCCUCACUGACUACUAGAGUGAGGCCAACAGCAGUGGCUGCCGCCAAAAUGCCUCUAUGCCAGAAGUGUCUGCAGUUAUUUCUUGUAGCAAGGACGCAAAAAAACCCCACACCGCUCCACCUUGAUUGCAAAAAAAAAAAAAAGCCAAUUAAAUACCUAAAUAAAAAUUAUAUGAGUUGAUCAGCCCAGCUGAACAUAUCCUUCCUGCCCCCAAACAGUUUGUGAACUGCUGUAGGAAAGGGUCUUAUUCUUACACAUGUACAGAGAUAAAAAUAGACCAAUAAAUAUUUAUUUUAUGGCCAGCAAACUGUGUGACAAGAAGGUACAAAGCUGAGAGUGAUGCACACCUGGCAGCAGAAAGCUGAGCUCUGGGGAGCAGCGGGGUCCUGCCGAGCAGGAGGUGUGUGCAGUGAUGGAUGGUGACCAUGGCAGGGCUGGCUCACAACAUAUCAG